Dendronephthya gigantea is the source of this 1813-nucleotide messenger RNA. RefSeq lists its product as uncharacterized. Lineage: Eukaryota; Metazoa; Cnidaria; Anthozoa; Malacalcyonacea; Nephtheidae. Gene Ontology annotation, molecular function: protein binding. The record is from RefSeq and is a predicted model, not a curated record. The transcript has a single exon. Bases 143 to 1777 code for a protein of 544 amino acids.
CGAUAUCGCUACUUAGACUUAGCAUCUGAACGUAUUUUGCAAUACGAAGAAGGAAUCAUUCUAGAACUAAGGCUUUUAUUAUCAAUCUCACAAACAACGAAUCGAACAAGCUGCGAAUGUCUUCAUUCUGUUCGGAAAAGAAAUGGCGAGGAGAAGUUCAUUUGGAGGCUACGAUGAGGAAAGAUUCGUAAAUAAAGUCGACGCUAGGCUAUUUUGCUUGAUCUGCUUCAAGGUGGUCAAAGACCCAGUGCAAUGCCCGAACGAACACCAUUUUUGUCGCUCGUGUAUUCAAAAGUGGUUACAGGAAAGCUCCAAAACCUGCCCAACUUGUCAACACCAUCUCACCGAAGAAACCUUGGUUAAACCACCGAGAUUUUUUAUGGAAAGUUUGGAGCGUCUCGAAGUUUUUUGUGAUAACGCAAGCCGUGGCUGUCGAGAAGUGGUCGAGCUUGAAUUUCUCGAUCAGCAUGUCAACAGAUGUGGCUAUUCACCAACUUGUACAAACACGGGCUGUUCUGGAGUCAUCAACCGAAACGAGCAAGAACGAUAUGAGAACGAACUUUGUGAUUUUCGUAUCAUUGUCUGUGACGAGUGCGGGGAGGAAGUGAUAUGGAAGUCGAGAGCUGUCCAUAUCUGCUUCAUGCGGAAGGAAAUCGAUAAUUUAGUCAAGGAAAGAAAGAAUCAAGACCGGUGUAUUCGAAAGUUGACGGCCGAUGUUGCCCGUCAAAAUGUUGUCAUUGAUGAUCUUCGCCGUAGAAACGAGGAAAUUGUAUAUGAAAUGAAUGAUAUGAGAGCGGAAGUUCGAUAUACUGCAACCGAAGCGACCGGAAGAUGCGACUGGUUUAAUGGAUUUAAAAAUAUUUAUGUCUGCGGAGGACGUGAUCUUAACGAUAUCCACAAAUCCGUGGAGUCGUUUAGUUGGCCUGAGAACGCCUGGACAUUGGAACAAGAAAUGAACUUGCCGCGAUCAACUCCUGCAGCAUUUCUUUACCAGGGACGAAUCAAUGUGUCUGGCGGUCGAAUUGGGCUCAUUGGAGCCGACUCUCUCCAAUAUACGAACAGCAUUGAAUGUUUGAAUGUCGGCGAGGACGAUGAGGAAUGGGUCGAGUCUCUCGUCAAGAUGCCAAUCAAAUGCAAUGGUCACGGAAUGGUUUGUCGUGAAAAUACCGCGAUUUUAACUGGUGGCUGUUAUGGGAACAUUUGUUCGGAUGGGAUUUACGAAAUUAAACUAACUCCCCCAUAUACGACAAAGUUAUUGACCCAGUUGCCAGAGAGAAGAUGUUUCCAUGGUUGUCAGAUUAUUGACAACGAAGUCGUGGUUGUUGGUGGAAGCACAGCAAAAUUUGCACGGGACAAUCGAAACACUGUGUAUUCGUACGAUAUUAACAAUAACGUAUGUAAGACCUUGUCUCCUUUGCCAAUUCCUAUCUCUGCUAUGGCUACUGUUGGUUAUAAAGGUAAUGUAAUUUUAAUCGGAGGUACCGACGAGAAAGGCGAAGCAUUGAACACAGUAUUCAUAUACGAAGUGAAAACAGGUAAAAUUAAGAUUUUACCUCGUCUUAAUCAUAAAAGAGCUGGAUGUACCGCAGUUAUCACUGGUAAUAUGAUUAUCGUCAUGGGUGGUUAUGAUUAUGAAACUAAAACAUAUCUCAAUUCAGUCGAGUGCUUAGAUUUAAGUACGAAUAAAUGGAGAGAAUUACCUCCAAUGAAAAGAGAACGAGCUUGGGCGACUGCAUUUCUCAAAACAAAUUCUUUUAAAAGGGACUUUAGUGAAUGAACUAUAUAUAGUUGAAAUUUAAUGGAAGUGAUUUGA